Chrysemys picta bellii (western painted turtle) is the source of this 1343-nucleotide messenger RNA. NCBI's taxonomy places the organism in Eukaryota, Metazoa, Chordata, Testudines, Emydidae. The record is from RefSeq and is a predicted model, not a curated record.
UGGUGAAAGAGACAAGCUUUCAAGCUUAUGCAGAGCUCUUAUUCAGGUCUGUAAGCAGAGGAUUUGCUAGGACAGAAAUUGCAAUUUGCCCUUUGCUGUUUAUUGAAUCAAUCUGGGAUUUUCACUCUUCAGUAUAAUCAAGGUUCCAUCAUGUCCGUGUUCUGUGAGCUUGUUCCACUCUGUUACAAGAGGGAGGAAGUCUGUAUGAGCGUGGGUUAUAUCAAGUACAGAAACAAAAGACACCACACGGUUUACAAAAAUAGAGCCUCCGAACAGCCGGAACCCUUUUAACAUUAAAGGUUUAGGGAUAUUUUGAGGCCUGUUUCUGUGUCAGGGUGUGGGUUCAUGGACCGGAGUGCUGCUGCCCCUUUAAGGCCUGUUUGUGUGUAGGGGUGUGGGUGCAGGGACUGCUCUGAGACAGAAACAUUAUUUGAAUAUUUAUGAGCUGAUGAUCUGAAGGCGAGUGUGACAGAAAAAGACAAUCCCUGCUGCUCUUGGAGCCUAAAAAUCACUUUACCAGGCAGCUCCUCUCUGCCCAGGACUCUGACUGACUGGAAGCAUUGGAAACAGGCAAGAUACUAAAGUGGAAGAUGGGAGGCAGGUAUUCAAGUCCACUGGAUGGAAGACAGCGCAGGUACCUGAGAGGUCGAUCUGAUGCCACAGUGAAGAAUUUCAUGCCCUAUUAUCAGAGGCAACUUGCAACCACCUUUCUGAGACGGGUCUCAAAGGAGUUGGAUCCGCAAGGCAAACCUGCUCUACAGCUGCUGCAGAGCAAACUCCAGAAGCCACCUGACGCUCUUCUGCAUGAGGGAUUCCUGAUGCAGUAUAAUGGGGACACCUGCAAGUGGAAGAAGAGUUAUUUCAUUUUGCUGGGAAACUGUACCCUGGAGUGGUUUGAUAGUAAAGAGGCCCAGGGGAAAGGAUAUAAGCCCAGAGGAUCCACCACCCUGUCCGGAUACUUGCUGGUGACCUCACUGAGCGAAUACAACAGGCUGAUUGACAGUCUCUGCCAAGGAUUAGUAGGUAAGUCUGCCCAGGGGAAAGGAUAUAAGCCCAGAGGAUCCACCACCCUGUCCGGAUACUUGCUGGUGACCUCACUGAGCGAAUACAACAGGCUGAUUGACAGUCUCUGCCAAGGAUUAGUAGUUGACUACACCCACCGAGACCAAGACCCCUUAAAUGGGCCUCCAGAAGAGUUUCUGCUGUUCCUUUAUCAUCCGUUCCGAAAGUCCUUCUGUUUUUGCGCAAACUCUGCAAAAUCCCAGCACACCUGGAAAUCCGUCCUUCGAGAUGGGAUCCGAUAUUGCAGCACAGGUAACACCUGGAAGUGCCUGCAUUACUAG